AUAUUAGCAGUUGAUGGCUUAAUAUGCUCCCACACCCGAGCAGAUGCAUGAGAUGAAGGCAAGCAGUGUUUAACAAAGCUGGUUAUUUUCUUCUGAUAGCUAAUUGUUGUUUUAGACUUGCCUUCCUGCUACCUGUGGUUAGAUUAAAUAUCAGGUGUGUGUUCAUCCCUUAUAAUGAGUUAUCCUUUACAGGGGACUAGGUGACUAUUUGUUUACAGAAUACUACAGAAUAUUUGUCUGUACAUACUACUUCUUAAUGACUUCUUAAUAGUUCUUGAUUCUUGGCACUGUGGGACGUGUUGCAGCUGUUUUGGUUCUGACCAAAUGGUCUUCCCUGCAUCCCUUUUGUGGCUUUGGUGACACUGGGCCAGACUGCAACGUUGGAGCAUUGGUUGGAGAACAUGGGAUCUGGUAGUUCUGUAAAUGUCCAGUACAAGUACUCCCUGCAGAAGUCUGAAAAUGCUUUCAAGGCAGCUGUGUUGAUCCAGCAGUGGUAUCGGCGCCACGUGGCUCGGCUGGAAAUGCGGCGCCGCUGCACCUGGAGGAUCUUUCAGUCCAUUGAGUAUGCCUGCGAGCAGGACCAGAUCAAGCUUCACAACUUCUUCAGUUACCUCAUGGACCAGUUCACACCAAGCAGCAGCAAAGAGAGGGAUUUUAUCAGUCGCAUGUUUGUAAGUGGGGAAAGUUACAAAGAGGCAGAGCUGGAAAAAUACUGUGACUAUGAAUCCAUAGAGGUGCCAGACUCCUACAUCGGACCCCGGCUCUCCUUCCCUCUCCUCCCUGACCAUGCCACGGCCUUGCUGGAAGCUUUUCAACAGAAACAACAGCUCCACGCUCGCUAUGUCUUAAACCUCCUGCACGAGACCAGGAAGCACCUCAAGCAGUUGCCAAACAUCAGCCACGUCUCCACCUGCUACAGCGAGGAGGUCACUGUGUGUGGAGACUUGCAUGGCCAGCUGGAUGACUUGUUCCUCAUCUUUUACAAGAAUGGCCUUCCUUCCCCUUCCAAGUCCUACGUGUUCAAUGGGGACUUUGUAGACAGAGGCAAGCAGUCCCUGGAGAUCCUUGUUAUCCUCUUUACCUUCCUCCUGAUCUACCCCAAGGAGGUUCAUCUCAACCGCGGCAACCACGAGGACCACAUGGUGAACUUACGCUAUGGUUUCACCAAGGAAGUGAUGCAGAAAUACAAGGUGCAUGGGAAGAAAAUCUUGAGGAUGUUUCAGAAUGUCUUUUGCUGGCUGCCCCUGGCCACUCUGAUUGAUCAGAAAGUCCUCAUUAUUCAUGGGGGCAUCUCUGAUACCACUGACCUGGACAUGCUUGAGAAAAUUCAAAGGGACAAAGUAGGUUUUAUUUCCUACUGUAAACCCCCUUUUAUUUCUGUGUUAAGGCUGAAGAAAAGAAAGGAGUCGAGUAGAAAACCAGAAGUUCAGGCCAUAAAUGGGGAGAGCCCAUCGGGCAGUGAUGCAGCAGGGAAGGAGGCAGCUCCCAGGUUAUGUGUGCAGCCCCAGCCAGCCCAGGCUCCCAGCACAGCCAACAGGCCGGAGUUCUCCAGGUGGCUCCGGCAGACGGUGCAGGAACAAAUCGACACGUGCCGCCGGCUGGUGGACAUCAGUGAGUCCGAGCCAGAGGAGCUCACCUAUUCCAGCAUGGUCUCCUUGAAGGAUGUGGAUGAGCCGUGCUGGACUCGCCAGGAGGAGUGGAAGCAGAUUUUAGACAUCCUCUGGAGUGACCCCAUGCCUCAGGAGGGCUGCAGAGAGAAUAAGGUGCGAGGUGGUGGCUGCUACUUUGGGCCUGAUGUGACAGAGAAGUUCCUUGAGAAGUACAGCUUGCAGUUCCUGAUCCGCUCUCACGAGUGCAAGCAGGAAGGCUACGAGUUCUGUCACAACCGCAAGGUGCUGACCAUCUUUUCAGCCUCAAACUACUAUGAGAUUGGCAGCAACAGAGGAGCCUAUGUGAAGCUGGGACCAGACCUCAUUCCCCACUUUGUACAGUACCAAGCAAACAAGACAGCCCAUAUGCUCACUAUGACCCAAAGAAUCAGCAGAGUAGAGGAGUCAGCCUUUCGAGCCUUGCGGGAGCAGCUCUUUGCUCACACCUCAGCCCUCAUCAGUGCCUUCAGGGCCUACGACAUGGACAAUACAGGAAGGAUCACACUGAGCAACUGGGCGACAGCAGUGGAGUCGGUGCUGCGGCUGGGACUGCCCUGGCGAAUGCUGAGGCCACAGCUGGUGCGCAGCACCAAGGAUGGCAUGCUGGAAUACAAAUCCUGGCUGGACGACCUGGCCAUGGAGCAGAGGAGCCAGGAGCACAUCCAGUCGAGCUUGCUGGAAAUCAUUUAUCGGAACAGAUCCAACUUAGAGACCAUAUUCAGGAUCAUAGACAGAGACCAUUCAGGUCUCAUCUCCUUUGAGGAAUUCCAGCAAACCUGGAAGCUGUUCAGCUCCCAUAUGAACAUUGGACUCACGGAUGAUGGCAUUGACGACUUGGUUCGCAGCAUUGACUUCAACAAGGAUGGGAACAUUGACUUCAACGAGUUCCUGGAAGCCUUCCGCCUGGUCAAACAGUGCCCGUCGUGA
Sturnus vulgaris (Common starling) is the source of this 2576-nucleotide messenger RNA. NCBI's taxonomy places the organism in Eukaryota, Metazoa, Chordata, Aves, Passeriformes, Sturnidae. The record is from RefSeq and is a predicted model, not a curated record.